Molecule: messenger RNA, 5259 nt
Organism: Syzygium oleosum
Lineage: Eukaryota; Viridiplantae; Streptophyta; Magnoliopsida; Myrtales; Myrtaceae
Exons: 12
Coding region: 444-4901 (1485 amino acids)
Biological process (GO): IRE1-mediated unfolded protein response; intrinsic apoptotic signaling pathway in response to endoplasmic reticulum stress; mRNA processing
Cellular component (GO): IRE1-TRAF2-ASK1 complex
Molecular function (GO): protein serine/threonine kinase activity; RNA endonuclease activity; ATP binding
Source: RefSeq, a predicted model, not a curated record
GUAUCGUGCAUGCAAACUUGCCCGAUAAAUCAAACCACUUGAAUAUCAAGAAACGGUGAGACUCGCAUUCAGUCUCGUCGGACAAAAGAAAAACCGACCUAAGCUUUACUACUUUCUUUCCGUGCCAUGACCAGCUCUAUGAGCGCAUUUUUCGCGAAACGGGUCGAUCCGAUAAUCUCCGCUAUUUCUCGGAAAGCACUCUCGCUAUCAUCAUUCCUCGUCGUACUACAUCCAACUCAUUAUGAUGAUGAAAGGGCAUCGCGCUUAGCGAUGUUCAUUAGUUCUAGCUUUAUUGGGCCAGUGGUCCCUCAGUGCAUCCAUUGCACCACCUUUCAGUCCUAUAAUCUUUCUCUUUUCAGUUCGACAAUGGUCGGAAGAAUGUCAUCAUCGUCCUAAGGAAUCUUUCUUCUUGAUUUUCGCUCUUGCUUAGUUACAUUGCAAUAAUGCAGCGAUCGCAGGAAGCUUCGGAUCUUCCUUCCGUGGGUUGCCGCAGUGCCUUUUGGGCUCUCCUCAGUCUCGCUCGUGGUUUCAUCAGACAGCAUGCAGCUUGGAGCCGAUCGAGUGUUAUGGAAGACGUCUUCGAUCAUUCUUUCAGGCCGAGCAACACCGGUUCGGGGUUGGAUGGGUCCGAGCCGGUGGCGGCGUCGGUUCGGAGCGGACAGGGCGGAGUGUUGAUGCGGUUGCCCGUUGGGUCUCUCAAGCCUCUUCAACCGGAUUUGAUCUCAGGACUUGUCCAUUUGCAUCACUUAGGGAUAAUUCAUCCAGACUUAAAGCCUCAAAAUGUGUUGAUUACUAAGGAAUUAUGUGCCAAGUUAUCUGAUAUGGGCAGUAGUAACCACCUCCUCAGGGAUACGUCUUCCUCAGGGUAUCAUGUUGCUGAUUGUGGCAGCUCAGGAUUGCAAGCGCCUGAACAACUUUGUAGUGUGCACCAAACAUGCUCAGUCGAUGCGUUUGGUCAUAAUCGUGUCUCGUUUUUUGGCAUCACUGGCAGAAGACAUCCAUUUGGAAACAGUCUAAAGGGCGAUAGUAAGAUCGAGGAGAAUACAAUGGAUUUGUCCUCGGUAGAAUUUAUGCCAGAAGCUGCAGAUUUGUUUGAUUGCUUACUACAUCCUCAUCUUCACCUGAGCAGGCCAAAGGCAUUGGAGCAUGUCUAUUUAGAGGACGAAGGCAGGCUUGGCAAUUGUAGGAGCGAUGAUGAGGGUGAUCCUGAUUUGAAGGUGCUUUCCCAGAGGAAGAAACAAGGCAAGUCUGGAAAGAUAAAUCAAAGUCUUGACAACAAGGAUGAGCAUGGUUCUUUAGAGAACGAUGACAGGAUGUGUGAUAGUAGGAGCUACGAUGAUGGCGAUCCUAGUUUGAAGAUGCCUUCCAAGAUGAAAACACACGAGUCAAUAGAGAGUGAUGGAAAUCUUAACAAAAAGGACGAGCAUGUCUCUUCAGAGAUCGACGGCAAGCUUGGUACUAAUAGGAUCAAUGAUGAGGGUCAGUCUAAAAUGAAAGUGCCUUGCUGGAGAAAGAAAACACACGAGUCUGGAAAGAGAAAUGAAAAUUUUGACAAAAAGGACGAGCAUGUCUCUUCAGAGAAUGAAGACAGGCUUGGUAACAGUAGGAGUGGUGAUGAAGGUGAUUUUAAUUCGAAAACACUUUCCAAGAGGGAGAAAAGAUGCAAGUCUGGAAAGAGUAAUGGAGGUGUUGACAGAAAGGAGCAUCAUGUAUUUUCAGAGAAUGAAGGCAGGCUUGGUAAUAAUGUGGGCAAUGAUGAUGCGUGGAUGAACCUAAAGAAACCCGUUGGUGGAGGCACUCCUGGGUGCAGGAUCGGUAAACUCUUUGUCUCAAAUACAGAAAUUGCUAAAGGAAGUAAGGGCACCAUCAUCCUUGAGGGCUUCUAUGAGGGUCGACCUGUCGCAGUGAAGCGCCUUGUCCAGGCUCAUCACUAUGUUGCUUCACAAGAAAUACAGUCUCUGACAGCAUCUGAUCAAGACCCAAAUAUUGUUCGGUUGUAUGGAGCAGAGAAUGAUCAGGAUUUCCUGUAUCUUGCCCUGGAGCGUUGUGCUUGCAGCUUAGAUGACUUAAUACUAGCACAUUCAACUUCUACAGAGAAAUUUGUCUUCGCUGAUGACCCAGCAUCAAAUGCUACCAUCAAGUACAAAAUGCGAUUGGAUUCAGUUAAGGGAGCAAUGCAGGAUGUUAACUUGUGGAGGGAAGAUGGCCAUCCCUCACCUUUGCUACUCAAACUUAUGAGGGAUGUGGUCUCAGGACUCGUCCAUUUGCAUCGCCUAGGAAUAAUUCAUCGAGACUUAAAGCCUCAAAAUGUCUUGAUUACUAAGGAAUUAUAUGCCAAGUUAUCUGAUAUGGGCAGUAGUAAACCCCUCAGGGAUACGUCUUCCUCAGGAUAUCAUGUUGCUGAUUGUGGCAGCUCAGGAUUGCAAGCGCCUGAACAAAUACGUAGUGCGCAACGAACAUGCUCAGUCGAUGAGUUUGGUCAUAAUCGUGUCUCGUUUUUUGGCAUCACUGGCAGAAGACAUCCAUUUGGAGACAGUCUAAAGGGCGAUAGUAAUAUCGAGGAGAAUAUAAUGGAUUUGUCCUCGGUGGAAUUUAUGCCAGAAGCCGCAGAUAUGUUCACUUGCUUACUACACCCUCAUCCUCACCUGAGCAGGCCAAAGGCAUUGGAGCAUGUCUAUUUAGAGGACGAAGGCAGGCUUGGUAAUUGUAGGAGCGAUGAUGAGGGUGAUCCGAUUUUGAAGGCGCUUUCCAAGAGGAAGAAAGAAGGCAAGUCUAGAAAGAUAAAUCAAAGUCUUGUCAACAACGAGGAGCAUGGUUCUUUAGAGAACAAUGACAGGAUUUGUGACAGUAGGAGCUACAAUGAGGGUGAUCCUAAUUUGAAGAUGCCUUCCAAGAUGAAAACACACGAGUCAAUAGAGAGUGAUGGAAGUCUUAACAAAAAGGAUGAGCAUGUCUCUUCAGAGAUGGAUGGCAAGCUUGGUACUAGUAGGAUCAAUGAUGAGGGUCAGUCUAAAAUGAAAGUGCCUUGCUGGAUAAAGAAAAUACACGAGUCUGGAAAGAGAAAUGAAAAUCUUGACAAAAAGGACCAGCAUGUCUCUUCAGAGAAUGAAGACAGGUUUGGUAACAGUAGGAGUGGUGAUGAAGGUGAUUUUAAUUCGAAAACACUUUUGAAGAGGGAGAAAAGAUGCGAGUCUGGAAAGAGUAAUGGAGGUGUUAACAGAAAGGAGCAUCAUGUAUUUUCAGAGAAUGAAGGCAGGCUUGGAUAUAGUGUGGGCAUUGAUGACGCGUGGAUGAACCUAAAGAAACCUGUUGGUGGAGGCACUCCAGGGUGCAGGAUCGGCAAACUCUUUGUCUCAAAUACAGAAAUUGCUAAAGGAAGUAAGGGCACCAUCAUCCUUGAGGGCUUCUAUGAGGGUCGACCUGUCGCAGUGAAGCGCCUUGUCCGGGCUCUUCACUAUGUUGCUUCACAAGAAAUACGGUCUCUGACAGCAUCUGACCGAGACCCAAAUAUUGUUCGGUUGUAUGGAGCAGAGAAUGAUCAGGAUUUCGUCUAUCUUGCCCUGGAGCGUUGUGCUUGCAGCUUGGAUGACUUAAUACGAGCACAUUCAAAUUCUUCAAAGAAAUCUGUCUUCCCUAAUGACCCAGCAUCAAAUGCUAUCAUCGAGUACAAAAUGCGAUUGGAUUCAGUUAAGGGGAUGAUGCAGGAUGUUAACUUGUGGAGGGAAGAUGGCCACCCCUCAACUUUGCUACUCAAACUGAUGAGAUGCAGGUUUCUCCCCGUGAAUGAGUUCUUCUCUCUUGUCAUCUCAAAAUUUGCCACCCAGCUUCUUGCGCCAUUUGAUCAGAAUACAGAAUUAUCCUUUCCACAUUUUUGUUUUAAAAUUAGUCCUAAUAGUUAUCUUUUCUUUACUGUCAUCUUGACAUUAUUUCGUGUCUCCUUGCAUUUUGUGUUAGAGAAGUUUCUAUCAUUAGGGGCUAGCUGUCAAUCAAUGCCUUCAAGUAGGAUUUCUGUUUCUAGCUGCUGGUUAUUCAAUUAUAGGGAUGUGAGCUCAGGGCUUGUCCAUUUGCAUUGCUUAGGAAUAAUUCAUCGAGACUUAAAGCCUCAAAGUGUUUUGAUUACUAAGGAAUUAUGUGCCAAGUUAUCUGAUAUGGGCAGUAGUAAACUCCUCCCCGGGGAUACGUCUGCCUUAGGAAAUCACGUCACCGAUUGUGGCAGCCCCGGCUUGCAAACGCCUGAACAACUUUGUCCUGCACACCAAGCAUGCUCAGUCGAUGUGUUUGGUCUUGGUUGCAUCUUGUUUUUUUGUGUCACUGGCGGAAGACAUCCAUUUGGAGACAAUCUAAAGGGCGAUAGUAAUAUCAAGGAGAACACAAUUGACUUGUCCCCGGUGGAAUUUUUGCCAGAAGCUGCAGAUUUGUGCACUCAUUUACUAAACCCCAAUCCUAUCCUGAGGCCAAAGGCAGUGGAGGUGCUUCACCAUCCACUGUUUUGGAAUUCAAAGAUGAGACUGUCCUUUCUGCGAGACGUCAGCGACUGGGUAGAAUCGAAAACUAGGAGAACUAAUCCUGAUCUUCUGGAAAAAUUGGAGAGAAUUGCUCAGUGUGUUUUCGACGAGGAAUGGUACGGAAAGAUAGAUCAUAAAGUCAUUAAGCAUAUGCGGAGGUUCAGGGCCUACAAUUUUAAAAGAGUCAGAGACUUGCUGCGAAUAGUGCGAAACAUAUUUAGCCAUUCCAUAGGACUUCCACCGAAAAUUCAGGAGAUCGUUGGAUCAUCUCCCGAGGAUUUGGACAGCUAUAUCGCAAAACGAUUUCCCAGACUCUUGAUUGAAACGUACAGAUUCAUCUCCAUGUGCUGCAAAGAUGAGGAACGCUCUCCCUUUCUGGAGUACUUCAACACUUGAUCACAAUGGUUUAUCAACGACGAACUUUGCCAUAAUUUGGGUCGAUGACCACAAUUUGCAGGAUGGUUGAUUUGGGCAUCGUGCGUAUCAAGACGAAACAUAUACAUUUAGUAAACCUGUAUGCACAUGGUUAUAUGAUGUAUAUGGUUCGUGGCAAUUUGCCUGCUGUGUACAUCUUACGAACUGACAGUCCCAUGCAAUGCAGAAACCGGGGAUGAACAACGACGAUUUCAUAAGAAAAAAAAUACACCAUUGGCAUCAGAGGAUAGAUCAGUUACACGUGGAUCUCAGAAAAACACGGUGUUUGAAGUCGAUGCCUUGACUAGAUGAGUUAUACGUGGUAUAUUGGAUUUUCCAA